This is a messenger RNA of Harpegnathos saltator (Jerdon's jumping ant), 11471 nucleotides long. RefSeq names its product ephrin (gene Ephrin). Gene Ontology annotation, cellular component: plasma membrane. Gene Ontology annotation, molecular function: ephrin receptor binding. Bases 1518 to 2540 code for a protein of 340 amino acids. NCBI's taxonomy places the organism in Eukaryota, Metazoa, Arthropoda, Insecta, Hymenoptera, Formicidae. The record is from RefSeq and is a predicted model, not a curated record. Gene Ontology annotation, biological process: axon guidance; ephrin receptor signaling pathway. The transcript is spliced from 5 exons.
CCGCGACGGCUCGCUCGGCCGACAGACGCGUCCGCGGCACGGAGCAGUGAGGUGGCGUUCUCGUUCAGUCCGUCACGGAGUGCAGUCUCGUAGAGUUCCCAUCGGCGACUCUGUCUCGCGCGCGCGCGCAACCCUCAAACCUAACCGACUUGAACGCCGCGACUCGCGAUGCCGAUGCAGUGAGUAACCGCGCGCGCGCGCGCGCACGUGAAUCGGUGUGUUCGUUCGAUCGCAUCGUUCGAUUGUCCGUCGUGCGUUCCUCGCGACUUUCGGCCGUUCGCACGGAGCGCGAGAAAAGUGAGAAAAAUCUCGGAGUGUGACUUCUUCUCGAAGUACGCGACCACGACGCUGCUAUGAUGCGAGGAUACUGCGAGGAUAGUGCUCGGUGCUGGAGAGGAUAAUACCGCCGUAUCAUACCGUGAGAUCCCAGUGCAACCAACAGUGUGAGAUUUGACGUGCUUUUCCCGACGUUUCGAGUAUUACGAUCGAUCGACGAUCGGAUCGGAGUAUCGCGCAUCGAUUAUCGCAUGCAUCUCGCGUCUCUCGACGCGAUAUGCGGAGGUACGACACAGUGUGCACGGAAAGUGUUGAUUUGGCGAAGCCGCGGGUCUAGUGCCGACACGGGGAUACGCAUUCACGCAUUCACGCGCGGCUCACUUUCGUGGACUCGGGCACUCCGGAGAUUUCGAGAUGCGACGCGCUGCCGCUAUCGCUUGCGUUCGCUGGCUCGAGUGACUCGACACGGCGAGCGACGGAUAGUUGCCGCGCGCUCCGACGGUGCUGUGUGUGUUGCGCGGCCGGCUGCUGUGUGACAGCGCGCACAGUGCGCUCGCAGCCUCGCCGUUGUUUCCGAGAAAAUUUCGGGAAAACAGGAACCAAUGAGCAGCCUGGCGAGCUGUGCUCCAGGCGAGAUAAACACGGGCUGGAUCCAUGGGACUAGGCGGACUACCUCGGACAACGACGCGCCUAGAGAGGCGGAUCGAAUUUGAUCGUUGCGACUUCGGAGUACUCCAAGUCGACGUCUCGCCGAUAGAUUGAACCUGUGACGGAAGCUCCGCCACAGGCCGGUGAAGCGCGCCGCCGAUUUCCUUCGACGUGAAUCCACGUUGGCUGCUGCCGACGGUGAGCGUACUGGGUCGUGAGAAAUCACCGGUAGCCGGGGAGAGAUCGUCGGAAAUCGUCGCCGGUAGCCGGGGAUUAUCGUCGAGCAUUAUCUCUCAGCGAGGUCGUGUGGCUCCGCGAUGACUGUGGUGUGAGUGACAGAAGGUCGCCCGAUAAGGUGGAUAAAGGAGAUUCGAGAAGUGACGCAGGAUCGGCGAUUUAUCGGGCACACACGGUCAAAGUGGAGUGUGGAUGUGGUGGAGGUGCGACAGUGGUGGAAGAAGUAGGUGGUUGUGGUGGACGACUGCAACGAGGUCGGCAGGUGCGAAAGUGCGGGUGCCGUUCGCCGCGUCGGUGUCGGUCGUCGAAUCCGGGUGGCCGUGGUGACGGUGCUGAUCGUCGUCCACAUUGUUACCAUGGUUUCCUCGUCUUUCGUGACUCUGGUGUUCCUCGUGUGCCUGCAAACGGUUCUACUGUCGACUGUGAGUAACUGCGCGAAGACGAUCACCAUGUACUGGAACACCACCAAUUCCAUAUUUCGAAUAGACAACACAGAUCACAUAAUCGACGUGAACAAGCACAACGCAGCGUUCGAGUACGAUCAGGUCAACAUAAUAUGUCCUGUGUACCAGUCGGACACGUAUGAUGACGACACUGAGAAGUACAUCAUCUACAACGUGUCCAAGGAGGAGUACGAGACAUGCCGGAUAACGAACCCCAGUCCGCGGGUAAUAGCGGUCUGCGACAAGCCGCGCAGAACGAUGUACUUCACCAUCACCUUCAGGCCGUUCACGCCGCAACCCGGUGGUCUCGAGUUCCUCCCGGGCCACGAUUACUACUUCAUCAGCACCUCGUCCAAGGACGAUCUCCACAGGCGCAUCGGCGGCCGGUGCACCAGCCACAACAUGAAGGUCGUCUUCAAGGUCUGCUGCGCCGAUGCCGAGACCUCGUCCUCGUCGGCGACGUCGCGUAACAACUCCGUAGCCGUGACCAGCAGCACCGUGCCCAGCAGCAGCUCGACGAGCACCGCGAUUUUGGGCGGCGGAGCCGCCGGACUGCCGCCCCCGCCGCCGCCGAGCGUCUACAAGGGCGGAGAUCGAUUCUACCCGGGGGGCAGCAUUCAUCAUCAUCACGAUCAUCAUCAGCCGGCCACGGUGGCGCCGACCCUGCCUCACGUACCCCCGCCGGCCGUCUACCCCGCGCAUCCGCAUCAGCCGCAGCCGCCGAUUCACAAUGGAUCGCCGUCCCCCACGCCGCCCAAGACUUCGAUCGGCCAGAAGAAGAAGAACAAGGAGUACUCAGACCAUCCGAACGAGGUGGUGAAGAACGAGGAGCUGACGUACAACGGCGCGAGCUCGCAGUUCCAGUACGUGCAGAGCAUGAUUCUGGCGACCGGCAGUGUGCUGAUGAGCGCGUUGCUGCUGCAGCUGCUGCGGUGAAGCGACAACAACGGCCGCGUACGAGAACGUAUAUCCCAUACGUUAAAACCCCUUCUUCUGUGAUUAUCCUACGUUUAAUUGAUUUCUUGAGAGGCGCGCGAUACGCGCGCCCCUCGGCCGUCCCUCGAUCGUAAGACACGCACGAUCUACGGUCGCGCCGACUCGAGAGAUAGUAGAGAAGAGAGAAGACGACGGAGAGAAGAUAGAAAAGAGCGAGAGAGGGAGAAUGAAAGGAGACGAAGGAAGGAGAGAGAAAAAGGAUGAUGAUCGGAGAGCUAAAAUGACACGUCAGGAGAAGAGACACGCACGACACACGAGCGGCGCACGCCAUAUUAACUAUUAACGAACUCGGAGAUUCCCAGGACGGAAUGUCCGUAGGACGACGAAGACGACGCCGAGGGCAGAAUGGUAGGAGAGAGAAAAAGAGAGAAAGCGGAGAAAAAAAGACGGAAAUACGCUACUACUAGACACUACUUAUAGUACACGCCCACUAUUAUCACUACUAUAAAUGGUAGUCGUAUUGGUUGUCCUUCUUAUCAUUACGCUAACUGUAGGUAUUUAUUCGAAUACGAGACGGGAGCGGGAGUCGUGGCAGCGUGCUAAGUAUCCUCGAGCGAGAGGAGACGGUGUGUGCGAGAGAGAGAGAGAGAGAGAGAGAGAGAAACAAAGGAGGACGUCUAAGCGAAUAUACUAUAGUGGGCUACGCGAAUCCGUCAGAUCGCGUUUCUCUGAUCCAAGCGUUGCGAAUCCGUCAUUCGUGACGAGGAAUAUCGCGUGGGCUCGGCCAUCGAUGACGACGAACGGUCCUUCGUUAAGGGGUCCUCGCUCGGGCUCGACGAGGAUGGACGCUCCUUGCUUCGCGUGAUCGUCCGAGCGCGCCGCGCCUCGAGAAAAGAGUACCUGAAAAUCAUUCAACGUUUUCGGCUCGCGGCGGCGCGACCAACGCGGUACUUUAUGAAAAUCCGGAUGCGAGUUCCGAGUCGCGAAGUCGCUCCCGCGAGCAAACCGCCGGAAGAACUCGUAGAUACUUACACUUGGACUCGAAGUCGUCGACGAGACGCGACGCGACGUGUCGCGCGGCUAGUAGCUUCUCGAUGACCUGACGGCGACUCGGUCGAAAGGCAAUAAGUCGCCGAAGGAUUAAUGUCGCGUCGUGGGAGUAAUCGUGUCUCUUGCGCGGCGUCUGUUCGGAUCGAGAAUGCGCGUGGCCGACUGCCCAGUCGAAGGACGCCGAGGACGAAGGAUCAUUCGAGUUCGCGUGCGAGAUCGUGAGUAGGAUAGUUAGCACGCGUGUAAAUUCCUAACGAAUAUGUACAAGUGGCUCCUGGCCCGCCUCGACGACGAGGGGGUCGGGGAGAUUUAAGAAAGAGUGCCGUAUUUCUAGGUAAAUCUUAUAUAUAUAUAUAUGAAACGAGAGAAAGAGAGAGAGAGAGAGAGAGAGAGAGAGAGAGAGAGAGAGAGAGAGAGAGUGUAUGUGUGUGUGUGUGUAUGAGCACGAAUGUAUGUUGUGAAAGAUAAGAGUGCGUCAUGCGAUCAUGAGGGACAAAAUUCGAGCACCGAUGACGCUCGAGUUGGAUCUGACGUGCUCGACGUUGAACAGAGCGUCGCGAUCGUACGACACGAGCUACGAGCUCACGCAAAUUUCUGCCAUUACGACGGUCUAAUUAUUGUCGCGAGUCAACGAGAUUGAUGCGAGACUAGUACGUAUCAUUGACUCGAGAGCCCCGUUGGGUAAGAAAGACAGCGGCGAAAACGAACGAGCGAACGAGCGAACGAACGAGAGAGAGACUGAGUCGCAAAGUUAGUAAGACAGUUGUGUAUAAUAGCUGUACCAUACCGAGACUUCUAUCUAUAGAUCUGUAUUAUAUUUAUUAUCCGCUAUUAUUACGCUCUACGAAUAUUCAAACACUCGAUAUUCUAUAUUUGCUAGUGAAAUAUCAAAUUUAAUAGCGAACAAAUUAACGUGAACCGCCGGGGGUGAAAAGAAGCGGCACGAACAAACAUCCCCCUCCCCUUCCCUAUCCCCCCAGGCAACCCUUGUCGUAUGUUGUUUCCUAGUUUCUCGAUUUCGUUUCGAGUGUCCGACGAGAAUGAUGAAUCGUCUAUAUCUAUCAUUGUUAGCAGAUCUAAUCGAUUGACCUAUUCGAUCAUUAUGUUGCCGAUUUACCGCCUUUGUUCUACGUUUCUUUGUUUAUUAUUUUAUUUAUUAUCGACUGCCAGGCAAAAGACUUGGGCACGUGCGCGCGCGGUACCAUCGCACGCACGCGUGUACACGUGUUUCGUCGCGCAUUCGCCGCACGCUCAUGGAAUUCAUUUGUUCGCGCGAUAUUCGUGCGCCGAACGUGCGUGAGACCGAUCGCGUGGAUGUACAUAUCCCCGCGUGUGUGUAUACGCGCGCGCGCGCGAUCCACACACUCAUAUACACACGCCCACAAGCACAUAUACACAUGCGUGCGCGCGGACACGACACAACGCGCGAGAAUAAAAGACGAAGCAGUAAUUUUUCGUUUGUGUCGGUCACAAGGGAAAAUUGCUAGCGCGACUGCACUAAUGAAUUAUUGUAAAUAUGAAUUAUGUGCGCGGGAAAUGAGUACCGUGGCGAGAGGAGGAUGCGUGAACGUGCGUGCGUGCAUGUGUGUGUGUGUGUGUGAGAGAGAGAGAGAGAGAGAGAGAGAGAGAGAGAGGAAGAAAACGAGUGAGAUCAUCCCCUACUCAGAAUGUUAGAUAGCGAAAUGGGAGUCCUUGCGCGCGAACGUUGUUCAGCCCGACUCGUUUUUCGGAAGUUUAUUUACGGCUCAUCGUCCCCCACUUGCGUCAACCGCGAGAGCGAAUGGUUACGAUCAGCUGAGAAUCGCGAACACGGCGGAAAUUCAGCAACGCCUGCAUUAUGUUAGCCACUGCAGUAUUGUAAGCCUAAGUAUCGCACACCUCCGCUAUCCACGUCGGUUCUGUCGUCUGUCCAUUCACCUGUCUGCCGUUUUGUAUUCCCACUUUGCGCAACUACGAACGAACGAACGAGCUCGGUCUCCCGAUGGUGGAUCUUUUGUAUCUUUCCACUUUCAGCGCGAAAUACACGCGUGCGUCUUUUAAAUGAAUGACGCUCUUUAGUUGUUUUACUGACAAGAUGUACGGCAUUUCUCAUAAUUCGCUUAUGUUACGAUUUAUGUUACGAUUAUUUGUUGCUGAUUUCCUUGGUUGAGCUCUCCCGAUGGAAACAUCAACGUCAAGUCAUUGGCAAUGGAUACAUGUCAAUAGGUACAUCAGUAAUCAAUCAUUACACGAGUAAUGAUAUUUGAUAAUAAUUGAGGAUAUGUCGGAGAAUUAAUCAUUGCAAUGUCACUUCACCGUUUUCUCAUUAUCUUCUUAAUAUGCCAUCGAUAAUCGUGAGAAAAAUUCUCUCAAUAGCUACGAUCAUCGACGGCGCCAUCGGGUAAAAUUUUUCAAUCAGGGUGGUUGUCUAAAAUUAACAGAAAAAAAUAUGAGAUUUCAGAUUUCAUUUGACAAUCGGACGCGUUCGCGUAGCGCUGCAUUUAAUUGCAAGCAGUUGCGUCUUCGAGAAUUAUGAGGGUGUCGCCGGGAGAUCGCCGGUCGCGAGAAUCGAAUUCGAACGAGUGACGAAGAAGAACACGAUGGCAUUGAUUGUUCGUUCGUUUGUUCGUUCAUUCGUUCGUUGUGCAAAAGAGCGACACUGCAGAGACGCGCGUGGAUUCAACAGUGAAUGGUACUCACUCGCGCGGACGAUAAGCGAAUACACUAUAACAAUAAUAUAGUCUCGAACUAUUCGAUAGAAAAUAGACAAGGUCACUCACUGCAAGUUCAUUUCUUUUAUUUUAUUUCCCCGUUUCUUUCGUUACUUUUCUGUUGCCCACAUCCGCAAAUCCACCCACCGCCGCCAUCGUGAGACGUGAGGCGUCCUGCUAUCGACGGGACAAAAAAUAAAGUAUUUUUUUAACAGCACACAGAUAGAAUGCAUCCGGUGGGAUUUGUUUGUUCAGAGACGUAUGUAAAUAGAGAGGGAGAGAGACGUAUAACGUGCUCGCGCACACACGAAAAUCUGUGCCGCCAUAAUGAUUCUAUAUAUCGUCCACGUGACCUGUGGACUCUUGUCGAUACGAUUUACACGUGUAAAUAAACGAACGUCCGAAGUAGAAUUACAGGGAAAAAGAAUGGGUAGAGGGAAAAACAGAAAGAGAGAAAAACACAGGAUACGCUUCACGUCCAUCCCGAGAGGAGACCUGAAUUUCCCUCGUCUGUCAUUACGUUCGGUAAUACGCCACUUAAUUACGUAAUCAUCCCACUCGUGUGCGUGUACAUUCAAAUACAGGAAAAAGUUGCCCGAUGAGAGGCGCGCGCGGUUGUCUCUCUCUCUGUUUUUUGAAAGAAAGAACGCAAAGGGAAAAAAAGAAUAAACACGAGAGACACCGCGCGUAUUCUCACGCGUUUUUUUCUUUUCGUCGAAGAGAAAAAGAAAGAAAGACUUGUUCCUCUCUUUUCGAGAUCGAGGAUAAUAUAUAUAUCCGCCGCGCGCUGAUGACACGAACACACCGCGCGCGCUCACACACACACACACACACACACACACACACACACACACACACACACAUACACAUACAUACACCGGUCGCGGUUUAAUGAAUUAAUCAAUUAACGUAAAAAGAAGAGAGCGAGGAUAAAGUGAAUUUCGUAGAGGUACGUCUCUUGUAAAUAAACAAAUUAACGAUUAAUAACGCGGUAACACGAUAAAAUUUAUAUUAAAUGCAUAGCGAAUACGAGAUAGGUUUCUAAUAACGAUUUAUUAUAAAAAAAAAAAAUAAAAAAUGAAUGUAUGUUGAUGUCUAAGAUUUUUAACAAGAUGGAGACACAAAGCGGUUAAUUGUAAACUACGAUUAAACUAUUCGUAACCGAGGACACACACGAGUACUAAUUAAACAGGAAGCGUUCGAGUGCAGAGCAACACUUAGCCAGAUCGUGAUUUCUCACGUUACAUAUGUUAUUUUGUAACCGGAGCGUACAGGAGCCAUACACUCUCGAUAGUCACGGCUAGUAUACGCGGCGCUCCGUCGAUCAGACGACAGCCCAGUCCGACGUACACUCGCGACCAGCGGCUCUUCUCGAUUUCGCACUUAUAUUUUCUCCUAUUUCUCGCUAACGAAGCGAUUGCCGAACGUCACGAGCAAAAGACGUGCGGACGCGAGUGCAGAACAUCGCGGAGUCGAAUCGGAUUAUCGAGCUGUGUUUAACCGCCGAGAAUGUAAAAGCUCGCUCUCGGAAAUGCUUCGCGACACAUUUCCGCCUGUAGACUUUGCCAUCGAAAAAUUCAUCGUCGAUCGUUCGUUAAAAUUAAUUUCAAUGUACUUUUUGUACGCGGCGCGACUAAUCAAGGACGAUGAGGGAGGAACUAAAGAAUGACAGACCGACGCGCGUUAAUCUCUUUCUCUAGAUUUCAUUCCGACGCCGAUCGCGGUGUCGCCGAUCGUGAGACUCGCCAAUUGCAUUAAUUUCAAGUCUGGUCGCAGCUCUUACCGCAAUUAUCUGCCAUUCGCGACGCUCGCUGCUAUACACUUUCGUUCAGGCGCGAUUAUUUAAUGUCGAGGACGCGACGCAUUCCGUGAAUAAUGAGACGCGACGCGCACGCGUGAUAUCGGAAUAUUAAUUAAAAUCCCCGUCUCUCGCCAGUCGGGUAAGACUCGUUAACGAGCGCUCGUCGUUUUCGCGGCCGCGCCGCGUAUGGUAUCCUUGAAGCGGGACCUUAUAGAUUGCGUGUGUUCACCCGUAUGCACAUUCAGUACCAGUACCAGUCGUUCAUUACGAAGCAUUACAAUACAAUACAAAGUAGCGUAGCGUUCAUAACGGUAGUCCACUAUAGCGAAAUAGUAUUUAAACAAGCAGCCACAGAAGACGAAAGAGAAUGGGAAAACAGAAAAAACUCACCAUAAUCAAGCAAAAGAAAGAACGAACGAACGAACGGAGGGCACAGAAAGGAGGGCAGGGCAGAAAGAAACAAAAAAAGAAGGAAAUGGGCAAAGAAAUUGCACGUAACAGUAGCGCGUGACAGUUACGCGUGAACGAAUUUUUCACGAGACCACGAGACGCAUUACUUACGUCACACACACGGAGAAAACACACGGGGAGCUGUCGCGAAACUCUGCGCUGCGACGCAACGGGAGAUAUAACACACAUAUACGCGUGGUAGGUGAGAACGAGAGUGAUAGAGAGCGAGAGAAUGAGAAUGAAUGCGCGUGAGAGAGUUAGAGUUAAAGAGAGAGGGCGAGAGAGAGAGAGAGAGAGAGAGAGAGAGAGAGAGAGAGAGAGAGAGAGAGAGAGAGAGAGCACGAAAGUAAGGCGAAGCACACACGAUGUAUCUAAAAGAAAUAAAAAAAAAUACUACUUGUUCAUGUAAACGCGACGUGUACGCACGCGUGCGACUGAUGCGUGAGAGCGAUAGAGACGGGAGAUAUAGGGAGGCGGGCAAGAUGUACGUGGUUCUACGCGUGAGCGUAGGCUCGUCGGUGUUACACAAUUUAUGUAGGUAUAUUCUAUAUGUAUGUCGAUAUAUAGCGAAGUAUAUCGAUGGCAAACGAAAGUAAUGUAAAAAGAAAGAGAGAGAGAAAGAGAGAGAGAGAGAGAGAGAGAGAGAGAGAGAGAGAGAGAGAGAGAGAGAGAGAGAGAGACGGAGAGGGAGGUAUGGAAGACUCGCGUGCGUCGGGCCGGGGGAGACCAGCCGCAUCGUAUUUUGUUGUUUCGGAGCACCUUGGCGCGAAUCGUCUCUGUUUGUCGGGGAAGUCCAGUGGCGAGGAUCAGGACGGUCCGGAUGGGGAGGGAGAAUUCGACGCAGCUUCGUCCUUCCGUCGAGCGAUGUCAAUCGCGCUCGAUCGAUCUUUUCUCGCUAAUUGGCAAUUUGUACACUCAGUUCCUCUCGGUUUCCUUUCUCAAGAGAAUGCCGCCUUCGAUGUUGAUGUAACGAACACGAUCCAAAUAGCAAUCCGGAAUUGCGUAGCUCUAAGAGUCACCCAAAAACUGGCGGUACUUGCUUUCCUGGUAGAAACUCGUAUGUGAACACUUCGCGAUUACGUUCGCGUGCGCAAAUUACUUUCACGGUCCACGGCGGAUUGACGGUGCUCGUUCCGGAAGACGGACCGUCCUGCUUGACGAUCCUGCUGUUAGUACAAAAAGGACGCUGGUCGAUGCGCGAGAUACGCACGAUCCACUCCACUCGUGACGUAUAAAUUGCGGACGAAUAACAAUGUGUGCGCGACAGUGCCAGCUAGGCUCGUCACUUCGGUAAUGCAAGUUCUCUAGUCUGUCCUUCGACUUUAGGUUGGUCGGGAGUUGCCCUAAAUUCUUGCGCGCGGAAGGAGGUUCAUAUCUCGCGCGGUGUGUAAAUUCUAUUGUAACACGAAUGAUAAGAGAGACAUCACGUUGACACAUCAAAGAGGAUAUUACGCCGUGUAGGUGGAGCGAUUUCUGCCGUGAAAACUCAAUUACGUUAGUAAUUAACUAUACAUAUCGAUCUCGGAAAUCUCGCGUGACACUCCGACGUAAAGGAGUGUACGGAAAUGUUGAGCGGCCUGAUUGACCCGUGGGAAUCGUUCCUGAAUGAAAAAAAAAAACGUCUGUCUUCUUGUUUUGAUCCGACGUUCAAAUCGGGCUUUUUAAAUCUUCGCGUACGUACAGCAUGAGGAAAGGCCUAAGAAAUCCUCGCGCCUACGAAGAAUAUCUCAAACUCGAGAUAUCCGCUAUUGUUGCUAAACCUGUCGCUAGAAAAUAUUAUUGACCACAGCUCAAACGACGAUCUUGUAUCUUUUCGACCGUGCGACUGACUGUCUCGUUUGUCCGAUCCAACAGAGCAAUCCCCGAAAAUAUAUAAACUGCCACAUGCGACUGUCGCCGUCAGUUGCUGACGCGACGUUUCAUAUAUCCGCUUGCGCGAGAAGCACACACACAGGCGAAGCGAGGGAUAAAAAAAUCCCGAUGAGAAAAGGCCAGUAAUGUGUCCGGCGCAUGCCGCGUAUAACGAACGCGUCGCGAUGCUUUUUAGCGCGCCGAUACCGCCUGCGUUCUGCAUACAACGAAUUGUUCAUGGACAAAGCAUUUGUUUCCGCCGGAGGCUACGCGACGUAUUAUGUAUAUUCGAGCGUCACAGCGGUCGAUAAUCGAUGAUCGAGAAGCGCGUGAUAACGUCAGCGUAAUUUUAAGUUCACCCCGAUAGAAUCUUAGAAGGAGCGACCGUCGAGUAUCCCGCAUACGCGUACAUGCGAAAACCACCCUCGCUUCCGAGCUUUUCUUGCGAGCGCUCUCAGACGCAAGACUCGCUCUCCUCGCGAUAGCUCAUGCGAUCGAGCACAUAUUGUUAUCACUCGACGUCGUGACUUUGUUGUAAAACGUCGCUGUCGUUUAUACGACAAGCGGGAGAGUACACACGACCGCACCUACAUAUGUCCGCUUCUACGUGUAAUAGUUUAUAGUUUUCUUGUGUGUUACGUUGCACAUAUAAUUCUACCGCAAUUAUACUCACUCGCGGAUUUGCGUUGUUCGCGAUCGUUUCUAGGCUGACAAACGCGCACGAAUCUUCUUCCGACACUUCUUCUUCGUAUCUAAUAUGCAACGACUGCGUCGAACGCACCAAAGAGACGCGUCUCUCCUCCGCGACCAUUGCGUAAUCUCGUUUCUCCUUUUCUUUUUUUCUUUUCUGUUUCACGAAGACGUCGCAGGACCUGUACCACCUGAUCUGUAUGCGUAUCGAGCAGACUUGGGCGCGAGGACAUCAAAGAAACAAAAGAGAGAGGAUAAGUCGCUCUCGUGAUUGGGUUAGCGUGCAAUAAAAAGACGACACAUUUCAGUGGCAAAAUGUUACGAAGAAACAAGCGAGAAAAAAAUUGUAAAAUGUCCGGUGGAAUAUACCGGUGGCCCACUGAAUAACGAAAUAAGCGA